AUGAAGCAGCGCUUCGCGCGGAUGCCGUACAUGUUCUACAAGACGGUCACGGCGUCCGACACCAACACGCACGAUGGCUUCUCCGUGCCGCGCCACACCGCCGAGGACUGCCUCCCACAACAACACCACUGGUUGGUGCAUUCGAGAAAGAAAGCUCCACCUUUUUACGCCAAAAGACUUGAUCUUUCCUGGGUUUGUUCACUGAUGAAUCCGUUGGUUUCGAGCUCGCACGAUUACAGUCAGCAGCGGUCGUCGCAGGAGCUUGUUGCGAAGGAUUUGCACGCGCUCGCCCUCGGCCGCUGCCGCCUUCUUCCCCACCGUCGGCGCCACGCACUCGGUCUCCGGCCCGCCGCCGUUUCUAAGUACUGGAACUUCUCAUCACGCGCCGGAUCUGGGCAGCACAGCACUCCGGGUGCCGCCGUGAGCCGUCGUGCGCCGGCGCCUGCACGACCUCGUCGUCACACGCUUACGGCCAUCGGCGCCGCAGCCUCCCGCAGCUCGUCUUCGGCCGUCGUCGCCACGCGCGUCCAGCCGCCGGCCAACGCGGCCUCGCCCUCACGCGUCGGGUGCCGCCGUGAGUCAUCGUGCGCCGGCGCCCGCGUGACCUCGCCGUCACGCGCCUACGGCCGUCGGCGCCGUAGCCUCCCGCAGCUCGUCUUCGGCCGUCGUCGCCACGCGUGUCCAGCCGCCGGCCAACGCAGCCUCGCCCUCGCGCGCCUCCGGCCAGCGCGGCUUCACCCCGCGCGCCUCCGUCCACCGUCGCCAUUCGCAGAUCUGGGCGAAGCCAGAUCUGGCCACUCCACUGCGCCUCCAUACGCCUUUAUUCCAAGGUGGAGAGAGAAAGGAGCCCCGCCGCCGCCGUCAUCGCAGUCGCACGGUUUCCGGCAGCCUGCUCGAGCGACGGCGAGGCAGCAGCAGGUUGGGCGAGCUCCUCGGUCGCACGCGUCGCCGCCCGAGCCGCCUCUCAGAGACAACGCGGGCGUUACGUACACCAAGAUGAACUUGAAGUGAUUGGGAGAAAACUCUGCUGAUUAAACUCACAGCAUAAGUUGAGAGCAAUGGAUCAGACAGUUAUU
Messenger RNA from Oryza brachyantha (malo sina), 1076 nucleotides. RefSeq lists its product as uncharacterized. The transcript is spliced from 3 exons. The record is from RefSeq and is a predicted model, not a curated record. NCBI's taxonomy places the organism in Eukaryota, Viridiplantae, Streptophyta, Magnoliopsida, Poales, Poaceae. Bases 1 to 1011 code for a protein of 336 amino acids. Gene Ontology annotation, biological process: regulation of DNA-templated transcription; response to hormone. Gene Ontology annotation, molecular function: DNA binding.